Exophiala xenobiotica is the source of this 1114-nucleotide messenger RNA. RefSeq lists its product as uncharacterized. Gene Ontology annotation, biological process: cell wall biogenesis; fungal-type cell wall organization; (1->6)-beta-D-glucan biosynthetic process. The transcript has 3 exons. Bases 132 to 938 code for a protein of 268 amino acids. The record is from RefSeq and is a predicted model, not a curated record. Lineage: Eukaryota; Fungi; Ascomycota; Eurotiomycetes; Chaetothyriales; Herpotrichiellaceae. Gene Ontology annotation, cellular component: extracellular region.
CGAACUGCGACCAUCGACCUUCCAUGGACUCUUUCAUGCAACCCUAAGCAUUCUUCUGGUCUGUCUGUCUGUGUACUUCUACCCCUUCGACGACACAUCCCUUUCGAUCGCUCACGUAACGAACCGCCGCCAUGAUAUUACGGAGUCUCCUCCUUCUCGCGACCUCCCUCCUCUCCUUCACCCUCGCCGAUGUCUUGGUCACCACACCCGCCGCAGGAGCCUCGAUUGCAAGUCUCACACUCAACGUGGCAUGGAAAGAUUCGGGGAGUACGCCCAAAAUCGCGGAUCUCGCUUCAUACCAACUUUUUCUCUGCGCAGGAGGAAACGACGAGGAUAACUAUAUACAACUGGCGACCCUAGUAACAACCGGCGAUUUUGCAGAUGGCAAUUCAGUCUCAGUCACCCUGACUACUGGUCUAGGCGGGAACGUGCAAAAUGCAUACUUCCUGAAAUUCAUCUCCGCGGCCACAGGAGGCACAGUCGUCAACUUCUCCGACCGCUUUUCCCUCACUGGCAUGACAGGAACGUUCCCUGCAGCGGUCACAGCAGGUUUGAAGACCGUCACGGGGACAGCCGGGCCAGCAACACAAAAUAAUGUUCAGUCCUCUCAAAAUAACGCCGCCGCCGCUGGGGCAGAUGCCAUUCCAGCCAACGGAGCGUCCGAGUACAGUGUUCCUUAUACCAUGCAGACUGCCAGUAUUCGUUAUGCACCGAUGCCACCAAUUGCUCAGACCAAAAUCACUGCGAAGAACGCGUCGCCUCAGUGGCCGACGAGCGCAUAUACUGUAUACAAGUCGAACGUUGGGGCGCCCAACGCUGUCACUACCCAUACUGAGGUUUUCACAUUCAGUGUUUCGAGUAGAGAAGCGACGGUCGCUGCGGCUGGUCAACCCACCGAUGCAGCAAUGCAAAAGUACCUGAAUCGAUGGAAGGAUUAGUUUGGCCUUUUAUAGCAUUAACGAAAUUGUAUGGACGGCGUCAAGGUGCAUAAUUCCUGGUGCAGAAUGGAGUUCUUUCUCUUGUCAAUAUGAAUCAUACCUUUAAAAGGCAAGGAUGGUGGUACGCCUCCAACGCCAUGCUCGUCAUGAUCAAUCAAAACCCACUAGAACAAUGU